CCCCUACCCUCACCACAAAAAAGCUCUAAUGACUUCAUCUGACAGUGAUGAACGUCCCUCUUCUCUCUUCAAUCUCCUUUUCCUCACCGUCGCACUCGCUGACGUCUCUGAGACUACGCCGGUCCGAAGGUCUCGCUCGCUCACUCACUGUGUCGCACUCAAGGUCGUCGUCGCCCUCCCUGCCAUCGUCUUCGCCGGAGUCAGCAGAAAAGGGAACCAGUCAACCAGCGUUUGAGGUCGUCGUCGUCUUCAGUUGUGUUCGGUAGCUCGUCAGAGCAAGUUUCUCUCACAAAAAAAGAAAAAAUUAGAGAUGUCAAGAAGCUGUGUGCGAAGAAUUGGAACAUGGAUCCCUUGUGUUUCCAAGAGAGGGUUUUCUAGUUCACCUUCUUCUUCAUGCGUCCAAAAGAGCGGUUCUGAGCAAGGUCUCAAAUCAUUGAACCUUUAUUCUGCAAUUAACCAAGCUCUCCACAUUGCUUUGGACACUGAUCCACGUUCUUAUGUUUUCGGAGAAGAUGUGAGCUUUGGUGGGGUCUUCCGUUGUACAACAGGAUUAGCAGACAAAUUUGGGAAGAAAAGGGUUUUCAAUACUCCCUUAUGUGAACAAGGUAUCAUUGGCUUUGGCAUUGGUCUAGCGGCAAUGGGAAAUCGAGCCAUUGCAGAAAUUCAAUUUGCAGAUUACAUUUUCCCUGCUUUUGAUCAGAUUGUCAACGAAGCUGCUAAAUUCAGAUACCGAAGUGGGAACCAAUUUAAUUGUGGUGGUUUAACGAUUAGAGCCCCGUAUGGAGCUGUGGGCCAUGGUGGGCAUUACCAUUCUCAAUCCCCUGAGGCUUUUUUCUGUCAUGUUCCUGGUAUCAAAGUGGUCAUCCCUCGAAGUCCCCGAGAAGCAAAAGGGCUCUUGCUGUCUUGCAUUCGAGAUCCAAAUCCUAUAGUAUUUUUUGAACCGAAGUGGCUAUAUCGUUUGGCUGUCGAAGAAGUACCAGAGGAUGAUUACAUGUUGCCACUAUCCGAGGCAGAGGUGGUUCGUCAGGGAAGUGAUAUUACACUUGUUGGAUGGGGAGCUCAAUUAUCUAUAAUGGAACAAGCCUGUCUAGAUGCUGAAAAAGAAGGAAUUUCUUGUGAACUGAUAGAUCUGAAGACAUUAAUACCUUGGGAUAAGGAAACAGUGGAGGCCUCAGUUAACAAGACAGGAAGGCUACUUAUUAGUCAUGAAGCUCCGGUAACUGGAGGUUUUGGUGCUGAAAUCUCAGCUUCCAUUGUCGAACGCUGCUUCUCGAGGUUAGAAGCCCCUGUAGCGAGAAUCUGCGGUCUAGACACCCCUUUUCCUUUGGUGUUUGAGCCCUUCUACAUGCCAACCAAGAAUAAGAUAUUAGAUGCUAUUAAAUCAACUGUUGGCUACUGAUGAGCUUAAUUACAGUCUUUCAACCAUAUAUGUGAUCUUGAAUUCACAUGAUCAUCAUAAUGAUCAUGUUUGGGACAAGAUGGAUUUGUAUAUACAUUGCAGACCAUGGAAUCUGGAGAUUAAAUUAAUCAUGCCUUCUCCAAAUGUAAAACAUUUUUAAAAAAUAAUAAUAAUAAAGGAAAGAAUGAAUGAAACUUGAAAAUCAAAUAAUCAACAGCCAUACAUUCGCAUAUUAGGCCCAUCUUGUAAUUCUAUAUAUAAUAGGAUUGUAUCACAUGAAAUAUUUAAAUGAGAAUGUGAGAAUACAUGCUAACUUGCUAAGCCAAUUGAAUUAAAUUAAAUGGCCACUUUAAACAACUUGCAUGACA
This is a messenger RNA of Arachis stenosperma, 1767 nucleotides long. Its product is annotated as 2-oxoisovalerate dehydrogenase subunit beta 1, mitochondrial. The transcript is spliced from 14 exons. The record is from RefSeq and is a predicted model, not a curated record. Lineage: Eukaryota; Viridiplantae; Streptophyta; Magnoliopsida; Fabales; Fabaceae. Gene Ontology annotation, biological process: response to nutrient; branched-chain amino acid catabolic process. The coding region runs from base 311 to 1399 and encodes 362 amino acids. Gene Ontology annotation, molecular function: catalytic activity.